AUGCUGAACACGUUCAUUCGGAGGGCGUCAAUGGCGUCCAUCGCUUCCGGAACGCUAAAGGGCACGUCUCUGCCAGCACCUCGCGACCGCAAAAGGGUCGUCGAAACAAAGCCUCCCGACAUUCCGCAGACAUAUUGUGCCACUGGAGAGGAAAAUAUUUAUCGCGGAGCGCGGUGCCCCGCCGUGUCUGAAUGCGCCCUUUCAUUACCCAAUGGCCUUUGGGCUGCGGGCCCCGACACCUCCCGCUUAAUCCAAUCCGCGGUAUGGCCCGUAAUCGGACACCGCGACACAAGGGGCCCUUUUCAAUCGGCCUUUACGCGGCGUAUUAGCUGUCUGCGGAUUCCUCAUCGACGCGAAUUAACGGCACCACUCGGGCACGAUCGCCGCGAUGAACUCAUUCCCGAUGCGACGACGCCUAAUCCGAUAUCGAAGGCUCACAGAAUGGCCCCGUGUGGGAGGGGACCGUCGGUGCGCGGCAAAGCCUUCCCGAUUGAGACAUCCGACACGCCAUCAAAGCCGCCGCCUUUCUAUAGCCCUUUCGCUAUUGACAAUUGUUCCAUCCACCCCAAAAUAAUUUCGUCGACCACCCCC
Iphiclides podalirius (scarce swallowtail) is the source of this 591-nucleotide messenger RNA. The record is from the annotation of a GenBank genome assembly. Lineage: Eukaryota; Metazoa; Arthropoda; Insecta; Lepidoptera; Papilionidae.